Molecule: messenger RNA, 933 nt
Organism: Gastrolobium bilobum
Lineage: Eukaryota; Viridiplantae; Streptophyta; Magnoliopsida; Fabales; Fabaceae
Product: mitogen-activated protein kinase kinase kinase 20-like
Exons: 1
Coding region: 1-933 (310 amino acids)
Biological process (GO): protein phosphorylation
Molecular function (GO): protein kinase activity; ATP binding
Source: RefSeq, a predicted model, not a curated record
AUGGCUGAAUGGGAGAAGUUGAGAAUUUUAGGGAAGGGGUCCUCUGCUAUUGUCUACCUUGCUGCCAUGGUUGCUCCACAAGAAUGCAUAGGGAAUGUGGUGGCUGUGAAGAGUUCAAUGCCUCUCUCAAUAGGUUCAUUGAUGAGAGAAGAAAAUAUAAUGAGAUCGUUGAUUGGUUGUGAAGAAUUCAUUCAAUGCUACUUUGGCCAAUUCACUAUUGAGAAGGGUGAAUUCAUCUAUAAUCUUGUUAUGGAAUUUGCACCUUAUGGCUCUCUCCGAGACUUAAUUAGGAAGGGGCCACUGCUUGAGAGUGAAGCAAGAAUCUACACCAUUAUGCUUCUUAAAGGGCUUUCUUGCAUUCAUCAAGCCGGAGUUGUUCACUGUGAUUUAAAGCCCGACAACAUUCUUCUAUUUCCUUCAUCUAAGAAUGAUGCAAAGUAUCAACUCAAGAUUGCAGAUUUUGGAUUGUCCAAGACUAAAGAAGAGAUUAUCAAUGCUGAGUCUUGGAAUUUCAAGUUUAGAGGGACACCAUUAUACAUGUCACCAGAAUCAGUUAAGGGUCAGAUUGAAACUUCAUUGGAUAUAUGGUCUCUUGGAUGUAUAGUCAUAGAGAUGAUCACUGGGUUAUAUGUAUGGAGGAACCCUCCAACUUCGAAGGAGAUGAUUCCAACUAUAGAUGAGAUGAUGUACAAGCUUGCUGUCCUUGAAGAAGCACCAAUGAUACCUAAUGGAGUAAGUGAGGAUUGCAGAGAUUUCUUGACCAAAUGUUUCAUCAAAAAUCCUAGUCAGAGAUGGACUGCUAGCAAGCUUCUCCACCAUCCUUUUCUGUUUUCUCCAUAUGAUUCUUUUAGAGGUUAUGAAAGAUUUCAUAUGGUUAAUUCUUCGUCCUCAUUUUUUUCUUAUGAUUGUAAUUGGUUGUCAUUUAAGUCAUAA